AUGUCAAGCAUACCAGAGAAAAAAUUCUACGUCACUUCAGCAUACUCGCUACUUGGACCAGUGUUUGUUAGUUUGCUCUCGUUUCCUUCGCAAGGAUUUUGGCAGAAUGACGACAAGACCUAAAGGAUAUGGAUUCUCAGCUGAAGCAAAACGAAAAAUUGAAUCAAAGUACGACGGCGAACAAGAAAGCAAAGCAAGGGAAUGGAUCGAGGCUGUUCUAGAGGAAAACGUGUUUGAAGGCAAAGAGGGACUGGAUCAAGUCCAUCAAGUUCUUCGAAGUGGAACUGUUCUCUGCAGGGUGGCCAACAAGCUUGGAGGAAAUAUAAAAAUACACGACUCAAAGCUGGCCUUUAAACAGAUGGAAAACAUCGGUAACUUUCUUAAAUUCAUGGAAGGAUAUGGCUGUGCGAGAUGUGACUUAUUUCAGACUGUGGAUUUGUACGAAAAACAGAACAUGCCAAGUGUUAUCGAUGGCGUCCAUGCGCUUGGACGAAAGGCAAACUUAAAGAAUCCUCAUCUGCCUCAACUUGGUCCCAAGGAAGCUGAAGCAAAUCCACGAUCGUUUACAGACGAACAACUACGYGCACGUCAAGCAAUCCACAUGCCCUGAUGAUCAAACAUUCUAGAGCAUUGUCUAAAUUGGCUGACUAAAGCGCUUAACAGCUURUCCCUUCCUUUUUUGUCAACUAAGAA
Messenger RNA from Exaiptasia diaphana, 693 nucleotides. Its product is annotated as myophilin. The coding region runs from base 107 to 610 and encodes 167 amino acids. Gene Ontology annotation, molecular function: protein binding. NCBI's taxonomy places the organism in Eukaryota, Metazoa, Cnidaria, Anthozoa, Actiniaria, Aiptasiidae. The transcript is spliced from 6 exons. The record is from RefSeq and is a predicted model, not a curated record.